AUGUAUCUAUUUUAUCUAUUUCACUUCUUCAAAUCUGUUUCACUCUCUUCAUAUCUAUCUAUCUAUCUAUCUAUCUAUCUAUCUAUCUAUCUAUCUCUUUCAUUCUGUUCAUAUCUAUCUAUCUAUCCUUUUCAGUUUGUUCAUUAUCUAUCUAUCUAUCUAUCUCUUUCAUUCUGUUCAUACCUAUCUAUCUAUCUAUCUAUCUAUCUAUCUAUCUAUCUAUCUAUCUAUCUAUCUAUCUAUCUAUCUAUCUAUCUAUCUAUCUAUCUAUCAGAAUACUACAUAAUCAAGCUAUUUUCAUAUGAAAAAGUCCUUUCAAACUAUCUAUCUAUCUAUCUAUCUAUCUAUCUAUCUAUCUAUCUCUUUUCAUAUCUAUCAAUCUCUCUCUUAUUUUCAUAUCUAUCUAUCUAUCUAUCUAUCUAUCUAUCUAUCUCUUUUCAUAUCUAUCAAUCUCUCUCUUAUUUUCAUAUCUAUCUAUCUAUCUAUCUAUCUAUCUAUCUAUCUAUCUAUCUAUCUCUUUUCAUAUCUAUCAAUCUCUCUCUUAUUUUCAUAUCUAUCUAUCUAUCUAUCUAUCUAUCUAUCUAUCUAUCUCUUUUCAUAUCUAUCUAUCUAUCUCUUUUCAUAUCUAUCAAUCUCUCUCUUAUUUUCAUAUCUAUCUAUCUAUCUAUCUAUCUAUCUAUCUAUCUCAUUCAUUAUCGAUGUAAGUAUCACGUUAUAUUCAUUAUCUAUCCGUCUAUCUCCCUCUCUCUCUCUCUAUAUAUAUAUAUCUAUCAGCCUAGUUCAAUGCAUUAUCUAUCUAUCUAUAUCUAUCUAUCUAUCUAUCUAUCUAUCUAUCUAUCUAUCUAUUUCAGUCUGUUCAUUAUGUCUCUCUCCCUCUAUCUCAGUCUGUUCAUUAUCUCUCUCCCUCCCCUCCCCCUCUCUCUCUAUCUAUCUAUCUAG
This is a messenger RNA of Acanthosepion pharaonis, 939 nucleotides long. The record is from the annotation of a GenBank genome assembly. NCBI's taxonomy places the organism in Eukaryota, Metazoa, Mollusca, Cephalopoda, Sepiida, Sepiidae.